This is a messenger RNA of Hyaloscypha bicolor E, 2204 nucleotides long. RefSeq lists its product as uncharacterized. Bases 326 to 2140 code for a protein of 604 amino acids. Gene Ontology annotation, biological process: positive regulation of transcription by RNA polymerase II. The transcript has a single exon. Gene Ontology annotation, cellular component: nucleus. NCBI's taxonomy places the organism in Eukaryota, Fungi, Ascomycota, Leotiomycetes, Helotiales, Hyaloscyphaceae. The record is from RefSeq and is a predicted model, not a curated record. Gene Ontology annotation, molecular function: zinc ion binding; DNA-binding transcription factor activity, RNA polymerase II-specific; transcription cis-regulatory region binding.
AAUCACAAAUUUCACAGUACCGCUUUGGCGCUCUGGAGACAAAAGCAGGCUCAAGUCGUCCAGUAGUGAUGGAAGAUGCCUGGUCGGAGAAAGUUGAGCUCUCUGAUUAGUUCUCGACCCCAAAGAAACCAAUGCCCCGCUUUUCAGCUGCUACUCAUGGCUUUCCCACGUCAGGCGCGGUCAGGUUGGGCCUUUGGCUUCUCCGAUCCCAUAAAACCCAAGUCCGGCUCAUUCCCUCUUUGCAUUGUGGUGCUUUCAUGCUUCUUGUUUGUGUCGAAGUUGUUCCUUUUCGGAUUUGUUUUGUGUCUUAACCGAUCGAUGGAAUAUGGCGUCCAAAAGCUCCCCAGUAUGUGGAAGUGCUGGAGGCUCAGAAGACACUUCAAGUGGCAGCCCAAAGCCCAAGAUCAACCGUACACGCACAGGCUGUCUUACUUGUCGAAGGCGAAGGAAAAAAUGCGACGAAGCAAAACCGGCUUGCAAGGCUUGUGUAAAAACGAAUGUUUUCUGUGAAGGUUACCCUCCACUAACCAUUUGGGGAAAUCGGAGGGUUGGCAAAAGAAUUCCAAAGACGAAACCAACUCCAAUUGCUUUUUUGGAGACGCUGGAAAGGACUGGAGGGAUGAUGACGGGACGAAGCAGUGCCAAUGUGAACAUGUUUCCACCUCAGAAUGCUGGCACCUUCGACGAUGAGACGUCUGACCCCAACCACGAAAUGGCUCAGUGGUGCAAUGUACCAAUAUUACCCCAAUCCUCCACGAUUUGUUUCGAUCAACGCAAUGGCAGCUUCGAAGACGACGCAGCAGACGAUGACUACAGCCUUCUGUUUCAACAACCCAGUCAACCAGCUCCUUUCGGCGAGCAAUUCGUGUCAUACAAGCAGGCGAUAUCUGCAUUCAGCACUCAGCAAGCCAACUCCGGAAGCUUCCUUAUUGGUCGAAGCAGGACCGUCGAGACAAUAACCUCUCAGGACGUGGCCCGGCCGCGUUGUAUGCCCCCUGAACUCCCAUUUCUUAUAUCUGGAUUGGAAUCAACUCUCCAUAGGCGACUGUUUUAUCACUUCACGCAUGUCAUGUCUAGAGUGUUGACCACGUCGAGUGAUGAUUCUAACCCAAUGAAUUCCAUUGUGACGCCUCUGGCUCUGGCAGAUCCGACCCUCAUGCACACUCUCCUCUCCCUCGCUUGCUCUCAUCUCUUGAAUCUCCAACCGGCCGGGAUGAGCCCCGAACUUAGCGGAGAGAGGAAUCGACUUCACCAAAAAGCUUUGCAAACCCAGACGCAACGAAUAGAAGCACUGAAAAGAACUGCAGCAGCCAUUGCCUCACAAUCUUUGUCCCAAGAUCGGGACGCCAUUUUCGCUACUUCCCUUCUACUCUGCCUGUAUGAGAUAUGUGAAGGAACAGGUGGUGAUGGCUGGCGAGUCCACCUCCAAAUGGCACGGGAGUUGCUCAACAUCACCUCAACAGCGACAAUGAACCCUUUCCUUCUCGAAUUCUUCCUUUAUCACGACUCGCUCGCUAUGGUCACGGUGCCUUCUUCGACACCUCGUAUCAACUGCCCCACUAAUCUGUCCGAUCAGAACCCAUCCCUCGUCGGUGUUCAAGACGGUCUUAUCGAAUACGUUACACGCAUAUCGUCACUGCGUUCGGAAGCUGGGCCUGGCUCAUUUCCUCCGAAAUACGACAUAAUCAACAAGGCUCUGGAGAUCUGGGAAGAUCUUUUUCGCUGGAAGCCAAAAGACACGCCUUGCAAAGAUCGAGAACUGAUCGCGCAGUUCUAUCAAUGGGCACUCUUUAUCUGGCUCUUCUCCAUCAUCUACCCAAACGGAAAGUCGGACCCCCUUGUUCAGUCUGCUGUCAAAGAUAUGGCAGCUGGAAUGACCGAGAUCAUAUCUGGCGAUGGGGUGAUGGCUUGUUUGCUCUUUCCAUUAUUCGUCGUUGGAUCCGCGGCGAUACGGCAGGAGGAUAGAAAUGCUGUCACGAAGCAUUUCAAACGGGUGCGAGCAUGGAGUAGCUUGGGAAACGUGGAUCUGACGUUCGAAGUGGUGAAGAAGAUGUGGGAAGACCAUGACGCCGGCCAGCCGCGAAGCUGGGAUUGGGUGAUUCAAUUGGAGAGGCAUGGGAUGAGCUUGCUCGUAACGUAGCCUCGCAAGAUAAUGUGACCAUGGCCAGAAUGUUCUUAGAUUAGAUUGUGCGAAGAAUGGGAUG